Alligator sinensis (Chinese alligator) is the source of this 4008-nucleotide messenger RNA. It is a transcript of the gene SLC4A10, whose product is annotated as solute carrier family 4 member 10. Gene Ontology annotation, molecular function: solute:inorganic anion antiporter activity; monoatomic anion transmembrane transporter activity; sodium:bicarbonate symporter activity. NCBI's taxonomy places the organism in Eukaryota, Metazoa, Chordata, Crocodylia, Alligatoridae. Gene Ontology annotation, cellular component: plasma membrane; basolateral plasma membrane. Bases 1 to 2469 code for a protein of 822 amino acids. The transcript is spliced from 19 exons. The record is from RefSeq and is a predicted model, not a curated record. Gene Ontology annotation, biological process: transmembrane transport; monoatomic anion transport; bicarbonate transport.
AUGCAGGUUGACCUACACUUCAUGAAAAAGAUACCUCCUGGGGCUGAAGCUUCGAACAUUUUAGUUGGGGAACUAGAGUUCCUGGAUCGUGCUGUAGUUGCUUUUGUUAGAUUGUCCCCUGCAGUAUUGCUUUCUGGGCUAGCUGAAGUUCCAAUUCCGACAAGGUUUUUGUUUAUUCUUUUGGGACCACUGGGAAAAGGCCAGCAGUAUCAUGAGAUUGGGAGAUCAAUUGCAACACUAAUGACAGAUGAGGUAUUUCAUGACGUAGCUUAUAAAGCUAAAGAUCGUAAUGACUUGGUUUCUGGAAUUGAUGAGUUUCUUGAUCAGGUUACAGUUCUCCCUCCUGGAGAAUGGGACCCAACAAUUCGAAUAGAGCCACCCAAAAAUGUUCCUUCUCAGGAGAAACGUAAGAUCCCAGGAGUGCCAAAUGGGACAGCAGCUCAUGGGGAUCCAGAACCACUUGGAGGGCAUAGUGGACCAGAAUUGCAACGGACUGGAAAAGUUUUUGGAGGACUGAUUAUGGACAUCAAAAGAAAAGCUCCCUUCUUCUGGAGUGACUUCAGGGAUGCUUUCAGCCUACAAUGUCUUGCAUCAUUUUUGUUUCUCUACUGUGCUUGUAUGUCUCCUGUCAUCACCUUUGGUGGUCUGCUGGGAGAAGCAACUGAAGGUCGUAUAAGUGCAAUAGAAUCUUUGUUUGGAGCAUCCAUGACUGGAAUAGCCUACUCGCUCUUUGGUGGACAGCCUCUUACAAUACUAGGCAGCACAGGACCAGUUUUGGUGUUUGAAAAGAUAUUAUUCAAAUUUUGCAAAGAGUAUGGGUUGUCAUACCUUUCUUUGAGAGCCAGCAUUGGACUAUGGACUGCAAUUUUAUGCAUCAUCCUUGUUGCAACUGAUGCAAGCUCCCUAGUUUGUUACAUUACCCGGUUUACUGAAGAAGCUUUUGCUUCUCUUAUCUGCAUCAUUUUCAUUUAUGAGGCCUUAGAGAAGCUAUUUCAUCUCAGUGAAACAUAUCCAAUCGACAUGCAUAAUGAUUUGGAUCUGCUGACUCAAUACUCAUGCAGUUGUAUGGAGCCAGAAAAUCCUAGCAAUAAAACCUUGCAAUACUGGAAGGACUACAAUAUCUCUGCAUCUGAUGUACCAUGGGGGAACGUAACUUUGUCAGAAUGUAACAAGUUUCAUGGGGAGUUUGUUGGACGGGCCUGUGGACAUCAUGGACCUUAUGUUCCGGAUGUUCUCUUCUGGUCAGUCAUCCUAUUCUUUUCUACAGUAAUGCUAUCAUCCACACUGAAGCAGUUCAAGACUAGCAGAUAUUUUCCAACAAAGGUGCGAUCUAUAGUCAGUGACUUUGCCGUCUUUCUUACUAUUCUGUCUAUGGUCUUACUUGACUAUGCCCUUGGAAUUCCAUCUCCAAAGCUUCAAGUUCCAAAUGCCUUCAAGCCUACCAGAGAUGAUCGGGGCUGGUUUGUCACCCCUUUGGGACCUAAUCCUUGGUGGACUGUGUUAGCUGCCAUAAUUCCAGCUUUGCUUUGUACUAUCCUUAUCUUUAUGGACCAGCAGAUUACAGCCGUUAUUAUCAACAGAAAAGAACACAAACUAAAGAAAGGGUGUGGAUAUCAUCUCGACUUGUUGAUGGUGGCAGUCAUGCUCGGAGUAUGCUCCAUUAUGGGACUGCCAUGGUUUGUUGCUGCCACUGUGCUCUCUAUUUCCCAUGUGAACAGCUUAAAAUUAGAAUCGGAAUGCUCUGCUCCAGGAGAGCAGCCCAAGUUUCUUGGAAUACGGGAGCAGAGAGUUACAGGGCUCAUGAUAUUUGUCCUUAUGGGCUCAUCGGUCUUUUUGACAAGUGUUCUUAAGUUUAUUCCUAUGCCAGUGCUCUAUGGAGUCUUUCUUUACAUGGGUGCUUCAUCUCUGAAGGGAAUUCAGCUCUUUGAUAGAAUAAAGUUAUUCUGGAUGCCAGCAAAGCAUCAGCCAGAUUUUAUUUAUCUGAGGCAUGUUCCUCUUCGAAAAGUCCAUCUCUUCACUGUAAUUCAGCUGACCUGUCUUGUACUCCUGUGGAUUAUAAAGGUUUCAAGAGCUGCUAUAGUCUUCCCCAUGAUGGUUUUAGCAUUGGUGUUCGUCAGAAAACUCAUGGAUUUCUUUUUUACCAAACGGGAGCUCAGCUGGUUGGAUGAUUUGAUGCCUGAGAGCAAGAAAAAGAAACUGGAGGAUGCUGAAAAAGAGGAAGAACAAAGUAUGUUAGCAAUGGAAGAUGAGGGAACAGUUCAGUUACCAUUAGAAGGACAUUACAGAGAUGAUCCAUCUGUAAUAAACAUUUCUGAUGAAAUGGCAAAAACUGCUGUGUGGAAGACCCUGCUGAUAUCUUCAGAGAAUGCAAAGGAUAAGGAGUCAAGCUUUCCCUCUAAAAGUGCUGAAAUCAGAAGAGAGAAGAAAGCUGACUCAGGGAAAGGUGUUGACCGGGAGACUUGUCUAUGACUUGUUCUUCAAUUUAUUUUUACAAAAUGAAUGAAAGGAGUGCCACAAUCAUUAAUAUAACUGAUUUGACCAUGCAUUGUAAAUUUUGUCUUUCAUCCCAGACUAGCACAGGUAAUGUGAGUAGUGCAAUAUUUGUUUCAUUUCACGGUUGUCUAAAUGUCUACACAGUCAAAUAUCUGUGUAAAAAAAAUCUACUGUAGCCAUUGCAAAAAUCUUCACUUUACUUGCUGGGUAUUGGCCAUUUAAUCAGUAUGGAUUUCAUGCCAUCAAUUUAGUAAGCAAAGUUUCUUGCAAAUUUUAUUUAAUUGCUAGUAGGCUUGUACUGUAUUUUACUACUUUACCUGUGUGCAAAUCCUGAAUAUCAUAAUUUCAUUCAAGACUAACUUGAAACAGAGACUCAAUUCUUUUUUUAUUUUUACAACUUAGCUCUAAUGAUUUAAGGAGACCCAAAUUAACAAGUAAGAACCAAUUGUAAAGAUAUUUUUAAAAUAAUGAUUGGCCUGACCCUGCAACCAUGAAUUAGGAUAUUCCUCACCCAUGGGAGUUGUCCCAGUGAAAUCAAGGAUUACUCAUGUGAAUGAGGAUUGCAGGAUCACAUCCUAUAUUUGUGCAGUUUUCCUUGAUUUAAUACUGAAUAUUUAAUAUUCAAUUUUUUACAUAAGUGGAACCACAAAGUCAUAUCCUAUAUAUAUGUUCUUGCACCUUGUUUGAAAAAUCACAUCCGUUGAUGUGAAAUAUUCAUACAGUAUUUGCUAAAAAUGCAAGCUGUGAUUACAAUAUCCAAUAAUGUACUGUAUUAAAUGUUGCUGUGGUAGGUCAAACCUGCAGUAUAAUGUUAAUGAACCCAUUAUUUUAUAUUAGUGGGAGUUUUGUAGAUAUAAAGCUUUACCAGAAAUAUGCAGUUUUUGACCCUUCCAAUGGUGAUCAGUUAUUUCUAGUUUACAACCUAAUAUACCACCCACAAAAUUACACAUUAAAUUGCAUAUUUAUUCUUCUACUAGCAAUCAUGUAUUUCUCUACUCUAGAGAUGAAUAAUGUAUUAGAGACUUAGAGGUGUCCUCCUGUUAUUUUUGUUACAGGCAGUUUUCACUCUUCCAUUAAAUGCAUGUUGAUUAAAAAUAAAGCUCAACAUUGCAAAUUAAGACAUGGCUUAAAGCCAUUACAAGUAAGUCUUUCCAGUACAUACCAAACAGAUUUUGUUAUGGACCCGAUUCUUACUCAAGCCAAAUUUCUGUGUAAACAAGGACUGCAAGAUCAGGCUUUCAAAGCAUUAUUCAGAAGUCACUAUUUUUACUUUUUUAUUUUUUUAAAGCAAAUUUUAAAAUGAUUAAGGAAUUCUAAGUCCUAGGAAUGAGGCAACAGUCUUGCAGUCUCUGCAGUAAUUAAUUUACAGGGCUUUAAGAUUUCUUAGUUUUUCCAUUAUACUAAUAAUCUCUUCAUGGAGCUGACAGGAAUGAUUUUUUCAUAGCCAAUGUGGUCAACACAUUAAAACAUUCCUUUAACUCUGUUUUUACUAAUUCAGCCACUGCAGAAAAGACU